Messenger RNA from Panonychus citri (citrus red mite), 5461 nucleotides. RefSeq lists its product as uncharacterized. The coding region runs from base 154 to 5331 and encodes 1725 amino acids. The record is from RefSeq and is a predicted model, not a curated record. Lineage: Eukaryota; Metazoa; Arthropoda; Arachnida; Trombidiformes; Tetranychidae. The transcript is spliced from 3 exons. Gene Ontology annotation, biological process: tRNA methylation. Gene Ontology annotation, cellular component: cytosol.
GUUGUGGUAAACACGUGGAAUUUGAAUAAUUAAAUUGUCAUCUAAUUGAUUCUUUGAUUGAAAGAACUGUUCAAGAUAAUUCAGUUUUCGUUGUUCAUUUGAAAUUUAUUUCUUUUUAUUCCAUUAAGUUAUUUUGUCUCACAAGCAAAAGAAAUGCCAACUUGGGAGCGAUGGAGAAAACGUUUGGAUGAGAUUGAGAAUUUGAUUGGUGACACUUUAGAACUACCAAAGACUCCUGACAUUCUUAGAGAUUUGAAACUUCUCGAAGCUGACACCUGUAAAAUAAUCGCUUCUCGUCAGGAAUGGCCUGCCAAUGUUCAAACUCGACUUUACUCAACUCUGAUUAAAUUGAUUGAUAUCAUUUGGAAUCUUCUCAAAUCAACAAUUGCACUUUCAUUAAGGCAAAGUCUUUACACUCUGUGUUUGGUUUCACUUCGGACUCUUGGACACUUGUUGAGUAUAAAGGAUUGUUCAAUCGCCGCCGAAAGCACUUCCAUGCUACUUGAUUUCAUCGAUAAAAUUGUUUUCACCAAAAUUUUAUAUUCUUCUGAUCUUGUUUGCAUCGCAGUCCAUUUAUGGGUCACUGUUCAACGGAAGUUUUUUGACAUAAGUUACACUGAAUUAAUGAACACCAUUGAAACUAAACAAUUUCCUGAGAGUAUAAAACUUGCUUGUAUCAAUAGUUUGAUCUGUGAGUUCCCUGAUCCUGAGCUGUUAUCGUUCAUCUAUGAAUUUGAUCAGACAUUUUUCCUCCAUCCCCAAGAGCCACUUCACCAUUCGGAUAACGAAGUAAAUGUCAUUAAGGCCAAAUAUUGUCUUCAACUUUGCCAAUCAUUGAACAAAACCACCGGUAAAUUGCCUCAAGAAGUUGAGGAUCGACUCUUUUUCUGUACAUACAAUCAUAUCUCUGAUCGCUUGGAAACUUCUGUUGAUAUAAUCAAACAAUUAUGUUUUGAUAGUCUACGAAAUCUAUUACAAUAUGAUCAUCUUUAUCGUAAAGAUGAACUUGGUCGUCUCCUGUUAUCCCGAAUCGAUUCUUACCUUGACGAUUAUCAAGGAUCACUAUUCCAUGCCAUUUGUAUUGCCGUUGAAAUUUUAGGUGUUGAAAAGUCAUUCAUAUUCUGUCCUUCGUUGGUUGAUUAUUGUUUUAAAUUUCUCGAAGAUCGUAACGAUGUUCCCAAUUAUCUCGUUGAUUUGGUCGCCAGAAUAUGUUCACAUAAAUUACAAAUUUUCGUUGAUAAACUAACCCAAACAACAUCCAAUGCAAGUCUCAAAGUUAUCGAUGUGAUUAUACCGAAACUCUGUAAGAAAGAUCCGUUCAUAAUUAAUCGUCUAGUUGGCCUUGGUCUUCUUGAUGAUCCUAAAGUUAAUCUUAAAUUUAAAUUGAAACUUCUUCACCUUUGUAACAAUCAACCUUCAUACAAUGAACCUUUAAAUACUCAAGGAUUAUUACGAGAGUCAAUUUAUCAUUACGAUGAAUCAACUCGUCUCCAAUCACUUGGUGUAAUCAUCGAGACUCGUAAAUUAUCAACUCCACUUCCCGCUGAGCAAUUAGAUUUAAUCAAGGAAUCACUCAACAUGGGACUGACCAUUCAAGAGCCAUGUAAUCGUCAACGAUUUCUGGUCCUAAUGGAUAAACUAUUCAAACGAUUAAAGUGCUCCCUGGAAACUGCAAUCAGAGAAUCGCGUCAACAAGAUUGUGUUACAAUCUACAAAUCAUUCGUAAUUAGAAUUUGUGAGAUUUGUUUCAAUAAUCUUUACAUUGAUGGUUAUUUUGCUCGACGCACAUUGGCCCUCGAAUUGAUCCAAAUGAUCAUCAACAAUUUCUCAUCCAUUGAUGAAUUUGAGCCAAAGAAUAUUUUCUCAUCCCUUGAACUUUCAAGUUCAAUUUAUAUCACCCUGAUGAAUUGUCUAAUUGAGGACAGUUUAGAAGAGACUAAACAAUUAGUUAUAACAGUUCUGGUCACUCUGGUCAAAACGAAUGUCAUCCAAUUAACACCUGAGGAUAUUUUGCUAAUCCGAGAAAAAGCUUUCACAAUGUUGCUCAAUAUUAAUCCGAUCAAUGUUAUCUCAGCAUCUUACCUGUUCCGAUGUUUAACCAAAAUUGUCUCUCUCGAUGAUUUACCUGCUCGAAUUGACAUUAAUCUUGAUUUACUGGGCAUCUUAACUGAUCAGGUUGAAAAGGCGAUUCUUGAGACCAAAGAGUCAAUCAUCGAUGGUGCUGUUUAUAAUCCAAUCCAUAGUAGAUUAACCUCUAUCCAUGGAUUAAUUGAAUCUCUUGACCUUGAUUGUUUCACUUUACGUCAACCAGAAUGGAUCUCAUUGAUUGAUCGUAUUGGUAAAAUUUGUUUCGAUGCAAGUGAAGUGGUCAGUUGUAUCGUUUGUAAUGAUUCACCUGAAGGAUUUUUACCAAUGGACCUGAAACCACUUGACGAUGAAUUAGUCAACAAAAUGAUGGGACGUGAAUGUCCAUCUAGUCCAAUCGUCGCUGAAAAGCGUCUUGAUAUAACCUCUCAAAUGUUGCUGAUUUUCGGUUGGAAAACAAUCAAAGAAUCAUCUUUAAUUCUUGGAAAAAUUUGCGAAAAACUUGACCAUAGUCCGAUUGAUCUGAAGUCAUGUCAUCCAUCAUCGACAAUCAUUGAUUGUUGUUUCGUGGAAAAGGUUCUAAACUAUUUUGUUCAUCAUCUAAAGGAACUCAAGCAUCGUGGUGCCUUUGAACAAGCUUACACUGGUUUCUCUAUGGUGGUCAAGUGUAUCUGGAGAAAACCUUGUCCGUGUUUGAAAGUGGUCGAAUCUCUGCUUGAUGAGAUUCUCGCCGAUCUUGACAACGAAAGUCAAGGAAGUGAAUCAAGUGGACCAAAGUGUAUUACUCGUCGAAGUGCUGGUUUACCUUUUGUUACUCAAGCGAUUGUUUCUUCUGAACCAAAAGAGAAUCGAAACAAAUUACUUGGUCAUGUAAUCAACAGGUUGGUUGAAAUUUGUUCGAAACAAUCAGCUGAAGAUUGGCAGAAAGUUCAUUGUUUGAAUGUGAUUCGAGCUCUAAUGAAAGAUCAACGUCUUGGUGAUCGAGUUGAUUCCUUCAUUGAAGAUUGUCUCAAACUGACAAUCUCUUUCUUUGGUUAUCCAAAUUAUUCAGUCUCCAAUUCGGCUUCAAUUCUGUUCAGCGCUCUAAUGGUUCGUAUAUUUGGUGUUAAUCGUUCCAAGGAUUACAAUCACAAGAAAAACUCCAUGUCAGCAAAACACUUUUUCCUACGAUUUCCUUCAAUGGACACAUUCAUUUCUACAAAUAUUCAACAAAUCGACGGUCAUCAUGUGCUACCAAUCAUCUUGAUUAUCCUUCGUCUUUGGCCUACAAUUCAAGAGUCCGAUUGUCUCCUGUUAGCCUACAAGGAACCUCUUGAGUCUCUAUGUUUCAAAUCACCUGUUGCAAAGAUUCGUGAUCUUGCCGCUCAAGCAUUGGCACAAGUGAUCAGCGCCGAAGAGAAAUUGAUCUUUCAAUCAAUGGAAUUCAUCUGUAAACAAUUGAACAAAUCAGAUCUUCCUUACAAUCAUCAUGAUGGUUUAAUAUCAUUCAUGUACAAUUGUGUUCGUCAUCAUGUGAAACAGAUUGAAACUGAUCGAUCUCAUAAGAAUUUAAUUGCCAGUUUAACUGAGCACACAAGUGAUUUACUGGAAUCAUUUAAAACAGGGUCGAAUUCAAGUUCAAGCGAAUUGAUCGAAAGACCAUUACAUUCUUAUAGUCGAUUUAUAAUGACGGUGGAAAUCCUAUUAAGGGAACAAUUAAUAAUUUUUGAAGAUCAAAUGGUCUGUGAUCUACACACAAUUUGCUUAAUUUUACUCUCGCAAUUCAAAUCCAAUCCACAGAAUGUGCAAUUUGCUAGUUGUCAAGAUUUUCUCGUCAAAUUAAUCUACUUUUCCCUUUAUUAUUCCCCAAUCGAUAUACGAAACAAAGUGAUCUUUAUACUCUCCUCGCCCACACUACCAACAGAGAUGAUACACUUUCGAACAGUUUUGUUCAAAUUCUUGUCCGAUUCUUUGGUAAAGAAAUUGGAUCCACUGGAAGGGUCGGUUCGCGAUGAGAUAAUGUCCGAUUUCGAGCUGAACGUUCCUGAAGCUUCAUUUGAAGUCGAACCUCAAACGAAAGUGAUCGAACCAAUCAAAGUUCUGCAAUUUAUAUCAUCAUGUCCCGAAUAUAAAUGUCUCUUCGAAAAUGGUUCAUUAACAUCAUUCCAGCCUCAACGAAAUGUUCAACAACUAUUUUAUCUCCUUCACUGUGCAAUCUCUCGUAUUCCCAGUGACCAAUUAACCAACUGGUCACUUUUAUUUGAUUCUUGUUUCACUCUCUUUGAAUCAGUUGAUCCUGCAAAGGUCAAUGAGGAAACUUUGGCCCUUUUUUACCUCAUCUUAUCCGAUAUUUGGUCUCACCAGAUCAAUUCAUCAUCGGGAAUGUUGUACCAUGAGAAGCUCAACAAAUAUUGUGAGGCCGUUAUAUCAAUAUGUAGUAUCGAUCGAAGUGAUUUGUCCAGGAAGAUUGCGGUCACUAUUGUUGGGUCACUUUUACCAAUAUUGAUAAAAAUUGCAGCAUUUAAUAGAUCGAGAAAGUUUUAUCUUCCAUCAAUCGCUUCUCUAUGGCGAUCAAUUCCUAAUCUACUUCAGGAUAAUGAUCCAACAAUCAGAGAAUUCACUGCAAUCAUGUGUCAUCAAUUAGCUUUAAUCUACUUUCAACCACCGACUAAUCAACUUCCCCAAGGUUCACUUUUAAAUUGUUCAUUUCAAUUGUUAUCAAGUAUAUUCACAAAUCUUGAUAAAAGAGAUUCACUUCGAGUGGUUUUAUUUAAUCUAAUUAAUGAUCAAAAAUCAAUCAGUGAUCAUGAUGAUGAUAAAGAAAGAUUUUUCGAUAAAAGUAAAAUUAAUUUCAUCGAAGAUCCAAUCCAGUUAAUUACAAUUGGUAAAGUUUAUUUGGAACAAUUAAUUUCUUCUGUUGAUUGUAACUUUUUCCAUUCAUCUCUUACCUGGAAAAACAAUCAAUCAACAGGUGGACAACAACAAAGUGGAUUAGUUGAUUAUUUUCACGAUUUGCAAAACAAAUUAAAUUCGUUAACCUCUCAUUUUCUGUCGAAAUUAAAUGAUCCUAAUUUAACCUUAGAAGUUAACAAAAUGUUAAUCAUGAUACAAUUAUGGAUCCAAUCAAAGUCUCUCUGUGUUGAUUGUGAUCAAGCCAAAAAGAUGAUCAAAAAUGGAUUGGAAAUUAACAACUACCAAUCCAAAGUAAUCUUUUCAAUUGCCGGUGAAAUUAAAUCACUAAACAAUCUGCUAACUAAUCAUAUUUAAAAUUCUCUGUAAAUUUGGUCACUUCAUUUUAUAAAGUUGAUCAGUUUUAUUUUUGUUCAAUAUUUUUAAUUAUCUAUUUAUGAAUUUUGAUAAACUGUUAUUAAAGAUACCAAGAAUAUUCUCUAUCUAA